AGAUAAUAACAGUUUAACAGUUGAAAGUUGGAAUAAAAUUUGGUUGUAAUAACUCUCGUACUUAAUUAUUGCACUUUAUAACAUUUUAUUUUUUAUCAUUAAUGUUGUAACCUGUUGCCUUUUUAUUGGUACUAUUUGAAUAGAUCUAUCAACUAAUUUAUAAAAACCUUCAUUUUUAUGACCAUGGGAUUUGACAUCAAUCGAUUUGUUGGCGAAGUAGAUGAAGAACUACUUUGUCCGAUUUGUACUGGAGUGUUGCAAGACCCUGUUCAGGCUCCAGCAUGUGAGCAUGCAUUUUGUAAAGGGUGUAUACUAGAAUGGCUUCUUAGACAAUCAACAUGUCCAGUAGAUAGACUAUCAGUCAAUGUUCUUCAAUUAAGACCUGUGCCGAGGAUAUUAAAAAAUUUAUUAAAUAGACUUUACAUUAUUUGUGAAAACUCUAGUUAUGGCUGUCAAAGUGUUGUUAAAUUAGAUACAUUAGAGUCUCACUUAUCAGAGUGUGAAUUUAAUCCAAAAAGACCAUUUCCAUGUGAACAAGGCUGUGGUAUGAUAAUACCAAAAGAUGAACAUAAGGAUCAUAACUGUGUUAAAGAAUUAAGAGAAUUUGUACAGAAACAACAACAAAAAAUAAAUGAUAUGCAAAAUGAAAUGGCUAAAUAUAUUUAUGAAAUGAGCAGCGUUAAAGAUGAAAUGCGGGUGUUGAAGGGAUAUGUACGUGCAUUGCGUGUAUGUAAUCCAAGCGUUAGAGCAGUUGCGGAUGAGCUUGAAAGAGAUGAAAUUGAACGUUGGUCAAAUUCUUUACCACGAGCUAGAGUUACUCGAUGGGGUGGUAUGAUUUCUACACCAGAUGAAUAUCUUCAAAAUACUAUAAAACAAGCAUUAAUUGAAAGUGGAUGUCCAUCUCAUAUUUUAGAGGAUCUUGUCAAAAAUUGCCAUGAACGCAAUUGGCCUUCUGGUUUAUCUUCUUUAGAAACUCGUCAACAUAAUAGAAGACAUUAUGAUAACUACAAUUGUAAGAGGAUACCUGGAAAACAAGCUGUCAUUGUAUUACCUUGUGACAAUACUAUGGUCACAGAUGAUAUGAUGGCUGAACCAGGGCUUAUAAUGAUUUUUGCUCAUGGAAUUGAAUAGAAUUUUCCAUAAUUUUAUUAUAACUUUCUUUUAUUUAGAUCUCAAAUAAUAUUUUUUUCAGUCAAUUUUCUAAUAAUUUAUUUUGAUAAAAUUUUUAAACUAAAUAAAUUCUUAGUUACAUUUGAAUGAUUUUUGAGAUAACUUUCUUGUAAAAUAUUUUAAAUUUUUAUAAUUCAAUACAAUUUAAUUAAUUAAUCAAAGUUUUAAAUGGACUUGA
Messenger RNA from Daktulosphaira vitifoliae (grape phylloxera), 1348 nucleotides. It is a transcript of the gene elgi, whose product is annotated as E3 ubiquitin-protein ligase NRDP1. The transcript has 6 exons. Gene Ontology annotation, molecular function: ubiquitin protein ligase activity. Lineage: Eukaryota; Metazoa; Arthropoda; Insecta; Hemiptera; Phylloxeridae. The record is from RefSeq and is a predicted model, not a curated record. Gene Ontology annotation, cellular component: plasma membrane signaling receptor complex. Gene Ontology annotation, biological process: protein K63-linked ubiquitination; regulation of canonical NF-kappaB signal transduction; tumor necrosis factor-mediated signaling pathway. The coding region runs from base 178 to 1131 and encodes 317 amino acids.